This is a messenger RNA of Gavialis gangeticus (Gharial), 589 nucleotides long. It is a transcript of the gene RPL26L1, whose product is annotated as ribosomal protein L26 like 1. Gene Ontology annotation, cellular component: cytosolic large ribosomal subunit; ribosome. Gene Ontology annotation, molecular function: RNA binding; structural constituent of ribosome. Bases 108 to 545 code for a protein of 145 amino acids. Gene Ontology annotation, biological process: ribosomal large subunit biogenesis; cytoplasmic translation. The record is from RefSeq and is a predicted model, not a curated record. Lineage: Eukaryota; Metazoa; Chordata; Crocodylia; Gavialidae. The transcript has 4 exons.
CUUCCUGUUGGCGAAGUCUCGCGAGAGCUCGGCGUUCACAUGGGCCGGCGGAAGCCGCGUCUGCUCCUUUUUCCGGGCGGCCAUAGCGGAGCCUGCAACGGGUCAAAAUGAAGUUCAAUCCUUUUGUGACUUCGGAUCGCAGCAAGAACCGCAAGCGGCACUUCAACGCACCUUCUCACAUUCGCAGGAAGAUAAUGUCUUCUCCCCUUUCCAAGGAACUGCGGCAAAAAUACAAUGUCCGCUCUAUGCCCAUCCGAAAGGAUGAUGAAGUCCAGGUUGUCCGGGGACAUUACAAAGGUCAGCAGAUUGGAAAAGUAGUCCAGGUAUACAGAAAAAAGUACGUCAUCUACAUAGAACGUGUACAGCGUGAGAAGGCCAAUGGCACAACUGUCCAUGUGGGAAUCCACCCUAGCAAGGUGGUGAUCACAAGGCUAAAACUGGACAAAGAUCGCAAGAAGAUCUUGGAACGUAAAGCGAAAUCUCGCCAGGUUGGCAAGGAGAAAGGCAAAUAUAAGGAAGAAACCAUUGAAAAGAUGCAGGAAUAAAAGUCUCCUGUGUGACACCAUUAAAAGAAACUGCUAAAACAAAA